Messenger RNA from Nicrophorus vespilloides, 10227 nucleotides. RefSeq names its product dynein heavy chain 7, axonemal-like. Lineage: Eukaryota; Metazoa; Arthropoda; Insecta; Coleoptera; Silphidae. Bases 1 to 10227 code for a protein of 3408 amino acids. Gene Ontology annotation, cellular component: dynein complex. Gene Ontology annotation, biological process: microtubule-based movement. The transcript is spliced from 43 exons. The record is from RefSeq and is a predicted model, not a curated record. Gene Ontology annotation, molecular function: dynein intermediate chain binding; ATP binding; dynein light intermediate chain binding.
AUGGAAGAUAAAUUAAGGGACGUGAUGAAAUAUAUAUUAUUUUUAUCAGAUCAUUAUCUCUUUACUGAAGAAGACCUUGAUCAGAACAAUGAUACAUUUUAUAGAUUUUUAGAUAUGCCAAAAGUCUUGGAAAAAAAUAGGGAAAUAAUUGAUCAAAAGACACAAGAAUUCCAAGAAUUAUUGGCAACAAAAAUAGAGAAGUUCAUUGAAGAUUUAGAACUUUAUGCCAGAAUGGUCGAUGAAUUACAAUAUAAUGGAAAUAUUGAAGAGUUACCGAAAUAUCAUAAAAAGGCAACUCAAUUAGAUAACAGAUUGAUUACGGCAAUGGAGAGAAUCGAUGCCUUUAAUGAAGAGGAAGUUUCGUUUAAGCUUGAAGAAUCACAGUAUCCACAAAGGAAGAUCAUUCAUGAUAAAUUGAAACCUUACAAAUCUCUAUACGAUAAUGCUGUAGAGUUCACCGAAAAAUAUGAACUUUGGAUGAAUUCGACUGUUGGAACUCACGAACCAGAACAAAUCGAUCAGGAUGUUGCACAGUACUACAGAACUGUUUAUAAAUUAGAAAAGCAGUUUGUCGAUCGACCAGCAACGCAUGGUCUUGCAACGAAUGUCAGGGAACAAAUUGAAGAGUUCAAGGAGAACAUGCCCAUAAUUCAAACGCUAGGUAAUCCGGGCAUGAAACCAAGACAUUGGGCUAAAAUAUCUGAAAUCGUUGGGUUUCCAAUUGUGGUCGACAACGAGCUCACUCUUGCCAAAAUCAUUGAUUACGAAUUGGAUGAUUACAUCAGCGAGUUCGAAGCUAUUUCCGAAGCCGCGACCAAAGAAAACAACCUCGAGAGGAAUCUGAUCAAAAUGAUGGGCGAAUGGGCGGAAAUGGAAUUUUCAGUUCUAAUAUACAAAGAUACUGGAACUUACAUAAUUUCGGCUAUCGAUGAAAUACAAGUGCUUUUGGAUGAUCACAUUAUCAAAACUCAAACAAUGAAAAGUUCUCCUUACAUAAAACCAUUCGAAGCAGAAAUUUUGCAAUGGGAAUAUAAACUUAUGUUGCUAGAAGAUAUAUUGGAUGAUUGGUUGAGAGUUCAAGGAACUUGGAUGUAUUUAGAACCAAUCUUUUCGUCUCCGGAUAUCCAACAGCAAAUGCCCGAAGAAGGACGACGAUUUUCGUCAGUCGAUAAAAUAUGGAGGGAUAUAAUGAAAAGUGUUUUUGCAGACCCAAAAGUACUUUCAGUUAUUGAGAUUGACAAAAUGUCGGAACGCUUGAAGAAGUGCAGCAGCUUAUUGGAUGUUAUUCAGAAAGGACUUAAUGACUAUUUGGAAAAGAAACGCCUUUAUUUUCCGCGAUUCUUCUUUUUAUCCAAUGAUGAAUUACUCGAAAUUCUUUCGGAAACUAAAGAUCCCACAAGAGUUCAACCUCAUCUUAAGAAAUGUUUCGAAGGAAUUGCUACUUUGGAAUUCACUGAAGAUCUGGAUGUUACUAUGAUGAAUUCCAGUGAAGGAGAAUCAGUAUUGUUAGUCGACGUUAUACAAACUGCACUAGCUAGGGGACAGGUAGAAAAGUGGUUAUUGGAACUUGAAACAGAUAUGAAAAAGUCAGUCCAUAAAAUGGUUAAAGAUGCUACCGAGGAUUAUCCUCACUGCGAUAGACAAGUUUGGGUGCUCAAAUGGCCAGGACAAACGGUUCAAUGUGUUGCUAUGGCGUAUUGGACUUUGGAAGUCCAUGUAGCAAUUGAAACAAAUGUACCAGCAAUGAAAGAGUAUUUGCGAAAAUGUAAUUUCCAAAUAUCUAAAGUGGUAGAUUUAGUGCGAGGAAGAUUGAAUUUACAAAACAGAAUCACAUUAGGUGCUUUAGUGGUACUCGAUGUGCAUGCCAGAGAUACAUUAUCGGAAUUAAUAUCUUUAGAAGUUAACAAUACAAAUGAUUUCCAAUGGUUAUGUCAAAUUCGUUAUUAUUGGGAGAUGAAUGAAAUGGCAACAAGAAUGAUAAAUUCCACAUUGAUGUAUGGCUACGAGUAUUUAGGAAAUACCGCAAGAUUAGUUAUUACACCCUUAACUGAUAGAUGCUUCAGAACUUUGUUUGGAGCUCUUCAUCUACAUCUGGGUGGUGCUCCUGAAGGACCUGCAGGAACUGGUAAAACAGAAACUACAAAAGAUUUGGCCAAAGCCGUUGCAAAACAAUGUGUUGUAUUUAACUGCUCCGACGGUCUAGAUUACAUAGCUCUGGGCAAAUUCUUUAAGGGUCUUGCAUCAUGCGGUGCUUGGUCCUGCUUCGAUGAGUUCAACCGAAUUGAUCUGGAGGUGCUUUCAGUGGUGGCACAACAGAUAUUAACAAUUCAAAGAGGUAUUAAUUCCGGUAACAGAAAGCUCAUUUUUGAAGGAACUGAAUUGAAUUUGGAUCCGUCUUGCGCUGUAUUUAUUACCAUGAAUCCUGGUUAUGCAGGAAGAUCGGAAUUACCCGAUAAUCUAAAAGCAUUGUUUAGAUCGGUUGCUAUGAUGGUUCCGGAUUACGCUUUAAUAUCCGAGAUUGAGUUAUACUCCUAUGGAUUCUUGGAUGCAAAACCAAUGGCUGUUAAAAUUGUAGCAACUUACAGAUUGUGCUCAGAGCAGUUAUCAUCUCAGUGCCACUAUGAUUAUGGUAUGAGAGCAGUUAAGUCAGUACUUCGAGCAGCUGGUACUUUGAAAUUACGUUAUCCAAAUGAAAAGGAAGAUAUAUUGGUGUUAAGAUCUAUUAAAGAUGUCAAUUUGGCAAAGUUUUUAGUUCCCGAUGUUCCUCUAUUUCAGGGUAUUACAUCUGAUUUAUUUCCUGGUGUGAUCCUGCCAACACCGGAUUACGAAAUAUUAAAUAAAGCAGUUGAUGAUACAUGUAAAACUGUUAAUAUACAGAAUACACCAUUUUUGUUGGAAAAAAUACAGCAACUAUAUGAAAUGAUUAUCGUGAGACAUGGAUUAAUGUUAGUCGGAUUACCAUUCGGAGGAAAAACUACUAGCUACAGAGUAUUAGCUGACGCCUUGGGAUUAAUCGAAGAACGAGGUGGAAUGAACGAGCAUCGAGCCAUUUAUACAGUGAUGAAUCCUAAGUCUAUUACUAUGGGACAACUGUACGGUCAAUUCGAUGCAGUUUCACACGAAUGGUAUGAUGGUGUUUUGGCUGUUAGUUACCGACAAUUUGCUAUGUCCACAACAACCGAAAGAAAAUGGUUAAUAUUUGAUGGACCUGUUGAUGCAAUAUGGAUUGAAAAUAUGAAUACAGUGCUGGAUGAUAAUAAAAAGCUGUGCUUGAUGUCUGGCGAAAUUAUCCAAUUAGCACCAACGACAAAUUUAAUUUUUGAACCUAUGGACUUGGAAGUAGCUUCACCAGCAACUGUUUCAAGGUGUGGAAUGAUUUAUUUAGAACCUCUUUCCUUAGGCUGGAAACCAUUAUUGAAAUCUUGGUUGAAUACUUUACCACCAACGAUAACGGAUUUCACCAAAAACAUGUUGAAAGGAGUAUUCAAAAGAUUUGCAGAUCCUUUGUUGUGGCUUAUAAGGAAAGGAGGUGUUAAGGAAAUGUCGCCGACUUCGGACUCUAAUCUUAUGAGAUCUACAAUGAAUAUUUUCGACUGUUUCCUCGAUGAUUUCAAGGAUGAAAAAUAUGUUGAACAAAUAAGCGAUUUAGAUGUGCGCGCACAAUUAGAAGGUGUGUUUUUCUUUUCGUGCAUUUGGGGAAUGGGAGGUACAUUAGAUGGAGAGAGCAGGAAAAAGUUCAACGUAAUGUUCCGUGGUUUACUGGAAAAGGAAUUUCCGGAGGAAGUUACAGAAGAUCUCGGUAUACCCUUUGAAAUUCAAAAACCUGAAAAGCCUUACAUAUUUGGUUUACCCCUUGCUGAAACUAUUUUCGACUAUAGAUACAUAAAAGAAAGCAAAGGAAAAUGGGUGAAAUGGUCUGAUGAUCUUGAAAACCUCCCUCCAAUUCCCAAAGAUAUACCUGUCAAUCAAAUAAUCAUCCCGACGAUCGAAACUGUUAGAAAUAUGGCUCUGAUGCAACUCUUCGUAACGCACGAAAAAGCAGCAAUGUUUAUUGGACCAACUGGAACUGGGAAAUCGGUUUAUGUUAUAGAUUUUCUUUUGAAGAAGAAUGAUAAUAAUCUGUAUAAGCCUUUAUUCAUAAAUUUUUCGGCGCAAACAUCGGCUAACCAAACUCAGGAUAUAAUUAUGAGUAAAUUAGAUAAAAGACGUAAAGGUGUCUAUGGUCCACCAGUUGGAAAGAAAAGUGUCAUAUUUGUUGAUGAUGUCAGCAUGCCCUUAAAAGAAACGUAUGGUGCUCAACCACCUAUAGAAUUACUGAGACAGUGGUUUGAUCAUCAAAUUUGGUACGAUCGCAAAGAGAUAGUGCCAAUGAAAUUGAUUGAAAUACAAUUUAUCUGUGCUAUGGGUCCUCCUACUAGUGGAGCUAAUUCUAUUACACCAAGGUUUUUGCGACAUUUCAACCAUGUGUGUAUCGAUGAAUUUCCCGAUGAAGUCAUGAUAAGCAUUUAUACCAAAAUCAUGAACUGGCACUUGGAAGUUCAAGGUUUUGCAAGACAUUUUGAUAUGAUCGUCGAACAGAUAGUUCCAGCAACUUUGGAUGUAUAUAAGUUAAGUCGUAAAAAUUUACUCCCGACACCUGCAAAAUCUCACUAUCUUUUCAACUUACGUGAUUUCUCAAGAGUUAUUUUGGGUGUUUUGCUUUCGGUACCAGAGACGAUGCUAGAUCCCUCUUCUUUCAAGCGACUAUGGGUUCAUGAAAUAUUAAGAGUGUAUGCAGAUCGUUUAGUAGACGACGCUGAUAGAGAUUGGUUAUAUAAUACAUUGCACGAUGUUGCGCGUAGCAGAUUGGAAGAAAAUCUAAAUACGCUAUUUAAAAAAUUAUAUCGUAAUAAGUCCAGGUUCUCGAAAACCGCUCUGACUGGAAUAGAAGCCUAUAAAAUCGGAGAAAUGGAAUUGCGGGAAUUAGUUUACUGCGAUUUCAUCAAUGAUCAUAGAUGGUACAUGGAAGUAGAUGAUUUGGAAAUGUUACGUGAGGUCGUCGAAGGUUACUUACGUGAAUAUAAUUCUAUGUCAAAGAAACCAAUGAAUUUAGUAUUAUUUCAAUUUGCAAUCGAGCAUCUGACUAGAAUUUGUAGGAUUGUGAAGCAACCUAGAAACCAUGCAUUGUUGGUGGGCGUGGGAGGAUCUGGAAGACAAUCGUUAACUCGCUUGGCGGCGCAUAUUUCAGAAUACGAGCUGUUUCAAGUGGAGUUAACUAGACAAUAUGGAGCUUAUGAGUGGCACGAAGACAUAAAAGUGAUUCUGAGAAAAGCCAGUGCAUCGGAUCAGCAUGCCAUAUUUCUGUUCACCGAUACGCAGUUAAAAGAAGAAUCAUUUCUGGAAGAUAUAAGUAAUUUGCUAAACUCUGGUGAAGUGCCAAAUCUGUUUGCCAUGGACGAGAAGAUUGAAAUAUGCGAGAAGAUGCGACAGUUAGAUAGACAACGGGAUAAAUCCUUGCAAACAGAUGGAAGUCCAGUGGCUCUGUUCAAUUUCUUUAUUCAAAUAAUUCGUGACCAGUUGCACGUCGUUCUGGCUAUGUCUCCAAUCGGCGAUGGAUUUCGAAAUCGAAUACGAAAGUUCCCUGCUAUUGUGAACUGUUGCACUAUCGAUUGGUUUCAGCCGUGGCCUGAAGAUGCUUUAUUGGCAGUGGCUACUCGUUUCUUAGGCGAGGUUGAAUUGAAAAAACGAGAGAGACACGUUUGUAUUGAAAUGUGUCAGUUCUUUCAUUCAUCCACAGAAACACUUUCUAUUGAGUUUUGGUCUAGAUUGAAAAGGAAAACAUACGUAACUCCAACAUCGUAUUUAGAACUUAUAAGUACGUUUAAAUCAUUUUUGGAUAAAAAGCGAGACGAAAUUCUGGUUGGCAAAAAAAGAUAUGAAAUUGGUUUAGAGAAGUUGGAGCAUGCCGGUUCGCAAAUUUCAAUUAUGCAAACUAGUUUGGCCGCUCUGCAGCCUGCUUUAGUAUUAGCAGCUGAAGCCGUUGCUCUAACUAUGAAGAAGGUGGAAGUUGAAACUGCGGAGGCUGCUAUCGUCGAGCAAAAUGUUAUGAUCGAUGAAGCUAUCGCUAAUGAACAGGCAAAAGCGGCAGGGGCUAUAAAAGAUGAGUGCGAUGCUAACUUGGCAGAAGCACUUCCAAUUUUGGAAGCGGCUAUGGCUGCUUUGAAUACUCUUACCCCGGCCGAUAUUACAAUCGUAAAAACAAUGAAAAAUCCACCAAAAGGAAUAAAAUUGGUCAUGGAAGGUAUAUGCAUAUUGAAAGACGUUAAACCUGAUCGUGUGCCGGCUCCAAGUGGUAUGGGCACUGUCGACGAUUACUGGGGACCAUCAAAACGUGUACUUGGUGACAUGAAAUUCUUAGAUAGUUUAUUGCAAUUCGACAAAGAUAACAUUCCUCCAAGAGUUAUGCAAAAACUGUCAGAAAAGAUUUUGUGUGAUGAGAAUUUUGAUCCUGAAAAAAUUAAAUACGUGUCAACGGCUUGCGAGGGAUUGUGCAAGUGGACCAUUGCCAUAUCGAAAUAUGACAAAGUUGCCAAGGUUGUUGCACCAAAGAAAAUUGCUUUGGCGGCGGCUGAAUCAGAUUUCCAGAAGUGCAUGGCCGAGUUAGAAAUAAAAAGGGCUCAGUUGCGGGCAGCUAGAGAAAGAGUUGCCAAUUUGGAAGUGACAUUGGAUGCAGAAAAUAAAAAAUUGGAUGGGUUGAAUGCUGAAGUGACUCUAUGUGCUUUAAAGUUGCAAAGAGCGCAAGAGUUGAUUGGAGGUUUGGGCGGCGAGAAAGGCCGUUGGUUAGCAACUGCUAAAAGUUUAGGUCAAAGAUAUCAUGUUUUAACUGGUGAUGUAUUAAUCAGCUCAGCAGUUGUCGCCUAUUUGGGACCAUUUACAAUGUUGUUUAGAGUGAAGCAAAUUGAAGAAUGGGUUGCUUUACUGACGAAUUAUGGAAUUGUUUGCGCUCAGGAUUUUCAGCUCACUGCUAUUUUAGGAGAAGCUGUAGUCAUUAGGCAGUGGAAUAUCUUUGGUUUACCAUCAGACAGCUAUAGUAUUGAUAAUGGAAUUAUUAUAACGAAUGCAAGAAGAUGGGCUUUAAUGAUAGAUCCUCAAGGACAGGCUAACAAGUGGGUAAAGAACAUGGAGAAAGCCAAUAACAUUGCCAUCAUCAGAUUGAAUCAAAGCGAUUACGUCCGGAUUUUGGAAAACGCCAUUCAAUUUGGUCAACCAGUCUUAUUAGAGAAUAUCGGUGAAGAAUUGGAUGCCAUUUUAGAGCCCGUUUUGGGACAACAAACAUUUAAACAGAGCGGAGCGCUGUGUUUAAAAUUGGGCGAUACCAUAGUUGAAUACAAUACGGCUUUCCGAUUCUACAUAACUACAAAAUUGAGGAAUCCCCACUAUAUGCCCGAAGUUGCAGUUAAAGUGACUCUAGUCAAUUUCAUGAUCACCACAGUUGGAUUGGAAGAUCAACUGUUAGGAAUUACAGUUGCAAAAGAACGACCUGAUCUGGAAUCUGAGAAAAACCAAAUGAUUCUGCAGAGCGCCGAAAACAAAAGAUUAUUAAAGGAAAUCGAGGAUCGAAUUUUGGAAGUAUUGAGUGAAUCGGAGGGUAACAUUCUGGAAGAUGAAACAGCCGUGCAAAUUUUAAGCUCUUCGAAAACCGUAUCGAAUGAAAUUGCGGCAAAACAAGCUAUAGCUGAAAUAACAGAAAGGCAAAUAGAUGCUGCUCGACUAGAGUACACCCCGAUUGCAGUUCACUCCGCAAUUUUGUUCUUCACAAUCGCGGAUUUGGCCAACAUCGAUCCGAUGUAUCAAUAUUCAUUGAUUUGGUUUAUGAAUUUGUUCCGUUCGGCAAUUGACAAUACCGAACACGUCGAAGAUGUCAACGAAAGGCUGAAUAUUUUACAAACAUACUUUACAUAUUCUUUAUAUGUAAAUAUUUGUCGUAGUUUAUUUGAAAAGGAUAAAUUACUGUUUUCUUUACUAUUGAAUAUUAAUUUGAUGAAAAGUCGUAAUCAAAUAGACGCUAGCGAAUGGAUGUUUUUGCUAACUGGAGGAGUUGGGUUGGAUAAUCCAAAUAUUAAUCCAAGCUCUUGGCUGGUAUCCAAAAGUUGGGAUGAGUUAUGUAGGUUAGAUGAAUAUCCAAGUUUCAACGGAAUUUUGGAGCAUUUCACGAAUAGGCAAGAUCAAUGGAGGCAACUGUUCGAUGCGCCGGAGCCACACAAUUUUCCAUUACCUGACCCAUGGGAGACGAAACUGUCUCUGUUCCAAAAGGUUUUGGUGAUUCGGAUCAUGCGACCUGAUAAGGUUGUGCCCAGCGUGCAGAAUUUUGUCGCAAAUCAUUUGGGAAAGCAAUUUAUCGAGCCUCCGCCUUUCGAUUUGGUCUCGUCCUACGCGGAUUCCCACUGCUGCAUUCCGCUCAUAUUUGUUUUAACGCCGGGCGCAGAUCCGACGGCAGUUUUAUUAAAAUUCGCCGAUGAUCAGGGUUUCGGUGCAUCACGUUUGUUCUCAUUGAGUUUGGGACAGGGUCAAGGACCAAUCGCUGUUCGAUUGAUCGACGAGGGAGUUAAAAAUGGCACAUGGGUCGUCCUGCAGAAUUGCCACUUAGCUAAAAGCUUUAUGCCAACUUUGGAGAAGAUUUGCGAAAACUUUACCUCUGAAACGACGCAUCCCGAUUUCCGACUAUGGCUGACGUCGUACCCGGCUGAACAUUUUCCGGUUUUGGUGCUGCAGAAUGGCGUGAAAAUGACAAACGAGCCACCGAAAGGUCUGAGAGCGAAUAUAACGAGAUCCUAUUUGAGUGAUCCAAUAUCGGACUUGGAAUGGUUCGAGAGCUGCAAACAGAGUAGAAACUUUAAAAGGCUCCUGUACGGUCUAUGCUUUUUCCACGCAUUGAUUCAAGAGCGGAGGAAAUUCGGUCCUCUAGGUUGGAAUAUUCAAUACGAGUUUAACGAAACCGAUUUGAGAAUUAGUGUGAUGCAGUUACAGAUGUUCUUGGACGAAUACAAUGAUGUGCAAUUUGAUGCUUUACGAUAUUUGACUGGAGAAUGCAAUUAUGGUGGCAGAGUCACUGACGAUUGGGAUCGAAGGACUUUAAUUACAAUAUUGCAGAAAUUUUACUGUAAGGACAUCGUUGAAUUGGAAAAAUACGACUUUGAUCCUUCCGGCCAGUACUAUUGCCCGGACGAGAAAGACUACGAGGCUUUUAUGUCGUAUACAAAAUCGCUGCCUUUAAUCACUCAUCCGGAGGUGUUUGGAAUGAACGAGAACGCAGAUAUCAUGAAAGAUCAACAGGAGACUAGCCUGUUGUUCACCAACACUUUGCUCACUCAGGAUACUCAAUCUAGCGGUACUUCUGCAAAAUCUACAGAUGAAAUUGUGCUUGACGUUGCCGCUGAUAUUUUGGACAAGUUGCCGGAUAAUUUUGAUAGGGAUAAAGCCAUGGAAAAGUUUCCAACUUCAUAUUCUCAAAGUAUGAACACAGUGCUAGUUCAAGAGAUGGGACGUUUUAAUAACUUGCUGAACGUGAUUCGAGAUAGUUUGAGAAAUGUGAAAAAAGCAAUAAAAGGUUUAAUUGUGAUGUCUUUCGAUUUAGAGGAGGUCGUCACUAGUGUUUUGAUUGGUAAAAUACCGAAUAUGUGGGCGAAAAAAUCCUAUCCGUCUCUGAAACCGCUAGGAAGUUAUGUGAAUGAUUUUCUCUCGAGGCUGGCUUUCUUGCAGCUUUGGUUCAAUAAAGGUGCUCCACAGACAUUUUGGAUAUCUGGAUUUUUCUUUACGCAAGCAUUUUUAACUGGAGCACAACAGAAUUAUGCUAGAAAAUAUACCAUUCCUAUAGAUUUACUAGCAUUCGAUUACGAUGUGAGAAAAGAAGAAAAACUGCACAAAGCUCCGGACGAUGGUGUUUAUGUGUACGGUUUAUUCUUGGACGGCGCUCGCUGGAAUAGGGAAACCAUGGUUUUGGAUGAAUCUCUUCCCAAAGUGUUAUACGAUACCAUGCCUUACAUUUGGUUGAAGCCGAUGAAGAAAGUGGAUAUCAAGGAACGCCACACUUACUUAUGUCCUAUAUACAAAACAUCAGAAAGGAAAGGAGUGUUAUCAACUACUGGGCAUUCAACCAACUUUGUUAUUGCAAUGACCCUGCCAACGAUUAAGCCCCAAAAACAUUGGGUGAUGCGGGGCGUUGCGAUGCUUUGUCAACUAUCUCAAUAA